GGAAGGGGGAAGUAACGUCGAGGAGUAAGUAACAUGUCAUGUUGCCUCGUGUAACGCUGAAACCCCGCCGACCCAAAUAUCAACUCUUAAACAUUAAUAACCGGAUUAUAUGUCACAGGCCCGGCUGUUGGCUUUUUUCCCCCUGCGCUGUCCUGCCAACUCACGUUCCUCACCCAGAAUCUCAAGAGAUUUGAUUGGACAUGCAGGAAAUGCUUUGGAAGCCAAAAGGUCAUAAACCUCAAGGAGCGACCCAGCAGCAUGCGCACAAAGCGGAGUUGAUGUGACAAUCAUCUGAAGGCCAGUUCCUCAUUUGGCCUUCAAGGGUUUAAGAAUAAAGUCCGUAAACUACUCAACGACUGCACCUGUGGCUGGGACGGAUAUUUCUGCCUCUGGAUACGCAGAGUAAGAUUGGACAGGAUGUUGUCGCAGGAAGGAGGGGAGCCACCUCCAGAUGACAGCCAAUCGAGCAGCCGUCUGAAGAGUAAGAAGCCCCCCAGCCUCUUCAUUGCCAUCCCUCCACCUGAGAAUUCGCGAAAAACUGCUUCCCCUGAUCCAACUAAACAGCCACUCCGUCCAACUUUGAAGAAAAGUACCAGCGGGCAGGCAGCCAGUCCCACGGUGGAGAUGGCCAGGGGGUCCGGGUUAUCCGGGGGGGCAUUGGCGGGGGAGAGGAGGGCAGCUUUCCAAAGACAAACGUCACUUUCACAGAGCAUCCGCAGGAGCACAGCCCAAUGGUUUGGUGUUGGGGACGACUGUGAGACCAAGCAGCAGGUGUGGCACAGAAAGAGUCUUCGCCACUGCAGCCAGCGCUACGGCAAGCUGAAGGCUCAGUUCAGAGAGCCAGAGACGGCCGUCAGCAUGGACCAGGGCCUCGACUCGCCCGUCGCACACAAAAUGCCCAAGAUUGUAGACCCUCUGGCCAGGGGACGAGCCUUCCGUUACCCGGAUGACAUGGAUGGUCGUCCUCCCAGAACUCCCCACGUCACCCAGGGGGCUCCUGUCACACCGGGGGUCACCUCCCUUUGCUCCUUCACCAGCCAGAGAUCCUGCCACAGCCGCCUCCCCCGACGAAAGAGAGAGUCUGUCGCCCGCAUGAGCAUCAGAGCCGCAUCCAACUUACUGAAGGGUCGUAGUGGCUUGGCAGGCUCCCAGGCAGGCCGUAGUUUCCCAAGGCGGAGUUUCGUCAGGCCCAGCUGGAUGGAUGAAGACACGGUGGAUUCCGCGGGAACCUCUGAAUCUCUCUUCUUCAGCAAGUUGGAUGCCCAUGAGGAGUUGUACUCUAUGGCUGAUGAUGUGUUUGAGUCGCCUCCCAUGUCGGCUUCCUUCGCCCCUUGUGAGCAGCCAGACCAGCACUUCCAGAGCCUAAAGGACAUAUCGCGGACGCCCAAGACACCAACAGCUGUGCUGGAGAAAAGCCAUUCUCGCCGAGGCCGGCGCAUCGCGUCUCAGGUGAAGCACUUCGCCUUCGACAAACACAAGCGUCAGUACGGCAUGGGUGUGGUGGGCAAGUGGCUGAACCGACACUACCGCCGCAGCCUCAGCAGCAAUGUGCAGAAACAGCUGGACGACUUCCACAGCCACAGGCCCUAUUUUACCUACUGGAUCACCUUUGUUCAUGUAGUCAUCACACUGCUGGCCUGCUGUACAUAUGGCUUUGCCCCUGUGGGGUUUGCCCAACACUCUACAUCUGAACUGGUGCUGAAGAACAAGGGCGUCUAUGAGAGCGUCAAGUAUAUACAGCAGGAAAACUUCUGGAUCGGCCCCAGCUCUGAGGACCUGAUCCACCUUGGGGCCAAGUUCUCCCCCUGUAUUCGGCAGGACAGGCAAGUAGUCCGACUGAUCCAGAAGGCCAAAGACCUGGAGAGAGAGUCAGGCUGCUGUGUUCAGAACGACAACUCUGGAUGUGUGCAGACCCUCAGCACCGACUGCUCUGAGACACUAGCCACCUUUAUGAAGUGGAACAAUGAGGACGUCAACAUCCCCAGGUCCUCUGGUGCGGUCUGCCAUCAGGACCCAAGAGUUUGUGAGGAGCCGGCCUCACAAACGCCUCACAACUGGCCUGAUGACAUCACGCAGUGGCCGUUGUGUACGUACCCCCGCAAGUGGAACCACACAGGUUACAGACACAUGGACUGCAAAAUAAAGGGGCGGCCAUGUUGCAUAGGAACCAAGGGCAGGUGUGAAAUCACUACCAGGGAAUAUUGCUCCUUUAUGCAUGGUUACUUCCAUGAAGAGGCCACGCUCUGUUCACAGGUCCACUGUCUGGAUGACGUGUGCGGCUUGCUGCCCUUCCUCAACCCCGACAUUCCUGACCAGUUUUACCGUCUCUGGCUCUCGCUCUUCCUCCAUGCUGGGCUGAUGCACUGCCUGGUGUCAGUGGUGUUUCAGAUGACCAUACUUAGAGACCUGGAGAAGCUGGCCGGAUGGGUCCGCAUCGCCAUCAUUUACAUCCUUAGUGGCAUUACCGGAAACCUGGCCUCUGCACUGUUCCUGCCCUACAGAGCUGAGGUUGGUCCAGCAGGCUCUCAGUUUGGUCUACUCGCUUGCCUCUUUGUGGAGCUGUUCCAGGGCUGGCAGAUACUAGAGAAACCCUGGAAGGCCUUCCUCAAACUGCUGGGCAUCGUCCUCUUCCUCUUCAUGUGCGGCCUGCUGCCAUGGAUUGACAACAUCGCACACAUCUUUGGUUUCCUUAGCGGCCUGCUGCUCUCCUUUGCCUUCCUGCCCUACAUUACCUUCGGGACGUUUGACAAGUACCGGAAACGCAUCCUAAUCGUUUUCUCUAUGCUGGUCUAUGUAGGGCUGUUCUCCUCCCUCAUCGUGUGGUUUUACAUCUACCCCAUCAAUUGGCACUGGUUGGAACACCUCACUUGCCUACCCUUUACCAGCAAGUUUUGUGAGAAGUACGACAUAGACCACGACAUCAACCAUGUGGUGCACUAGCCGCUAGCCAUAAUGCUGUAGCUGGCCCUGCCGUUUUACGCGCUAGCAAAUCACUUCACUUUACAGCAAAGGUCAAUGAUUUUUUUUUUCAGGUCAAGUCAAUACCGUCUUACGAAUGCAAAUGGUGCUGGGCUUUUCUUUUUUUUUACCGUUUGAUGAUUAAAGAACUUGAACUAGUUUGGGUUCAUGGGAAUGGGGCGGUGGUUCUAUCUCAGGCUGCUGACCUGGUUACUGCUCCAUAGAUCGUAAUCAUUUGCUAACGGGUCAUCAGAAUAAAGGGACAGGAAAAGAGAUCUCCUGCAAACCAAAGCUACAGAGAGCUUGAAGGGACCUAAACAAAGACUUGAAAAGUUAGAAAUGGUUGGCUUGUUGACUCUGUGAAGGGUCAUGUCACAAAUCCAAGAAGCUUUGAAGACAUUUCAAGUUCAUUGCACCUCGAUUUAAAACGUUAUUUCACCUAAACUGUAUGGAAGCAUGGCUGCAGUUAUGACUGGGGGUGCUGAUUAAGAAUACUUAUGGCGUAAGAACUAAUUUGUACAAAUGUGCACCUCGUUAUUUGAUCAACGUGGAUCCCUCCUGUUUUUACCACGUCUCGGGUUUUCUGCAACCUUAAAUGUUUUUCACAAUCACUACAAGACAUAGAAUGUCACUUUGUUCUGCAGCAAUUUAAUAUAUCGUUAUAAAAAAGUUGUUACAGCAAUUAAGCACAUUCACAUUUACAAGUUUGUUUUAAUGUUCAAAAAUGUGUCUUUUUUUUCUAGUUCCCAAUAACAUUCGGGAGCAGUUAAUACUGUGAUUUAAGUUUGAUAACAGGCCUAAGUAUCAGCUUGCAGCCAAAAUGAAAAAGUGGAGUGAAAUAUCUACUUCAGAAAGACAAAAUAAUUAACUACCUGAAGCAUGAAUUUCAUCCAGAACCACUAGCUGCCUUACUAUUUACAUUUAACAUAUUAAUGUCAUUGUAAUUUCAAAUAAUAUUUACAAUCAUACUGAUACUGGGGACUUUUCUUUCUUAUCAGAAUCAUUUUACAAGCCUCUCAUGCAUUUUAUUUUCAGUUUUUCAUGUACAGACAUGGCAACAUCACUGCCACAGGUUUUAAGUUAGGCACUCCUUAUCAUAACAUUUACAUUGGACCCAUUUAUUAACAAUCACAGUUGUGCCUAAACCACUUUGGAGAUGUACAUUUCUGGAAUGACAGAGUUUAACAAUGAGUUAGUCUGUGACUAAUUCAGUUAAGGGGCAUUUCAGUUAUUUCUAAGCAAGUGUUUUUAACCUCCUUGUAUUAUGUGCAUGCAAAUCAUCCAUGUACGUAGUGUCUGUGCCUUGUCAGAUGGUCACUGACUUGUCAUGUACGUUAUACCCGAGCCAUAUGCUGUUUGAGAAUUGUGCAAGUCUAGUUUUGUUUUAUCACCUUUUUUUUUCCUUUCCGUUAAUUUAUGCUAAAGAAUUUCACCAAUAGGAAACACUACGAGAUGCAGGAUUGAGAUGCAGUGAGCGAUUUAAAAGGCGAAAAACUAAGAUGCAAUAUCUUCCUAGUGGUUAUUUUUACAAAUUAGAAACCAAAUCUUGUGCCGUGUACACUUUACAUUCAGAAAUUUUGAUUGGCACCAGAAUGGGUUGUUGGACUGCUUUGCUAAAACUAACAAGAGGUUUUUCCUAAUGUAGGCCAGGGUCACUAAGUUUCUGAUGUGUCCCAGGGGUCAUAAAGUUUGAGUCACAGAUUAAAUUUGUUUUUCUUAAAGCCCACAAUUCUGACAAAUCCUUAACUGCUAGGAAAUCGAGGUGGAUUACUCUGGUGUGGUGGAUUAUAUGACUUGUUCUGAGGAGGCUUUGCUAAGUCUCUUAACUCCCUGCUUGACUGAUGCUGUCGAUAAAAUGUGUAAGUCAGAUGAUGUGGAGGAUAUGUUUUAUACAGGACAACCAAAUCAUUUUAAAAAUGUUUUGUUCAUAAUGUCUGAUUUUGGAUUCUCAUUUUGUCACUCUUCUCAUGUUGCUAAUCUGUCCUUGCAAAUGGGGAGGAGGUCCAGACUGUCGCCAGCUGCGUUUUAGGAAACCCGCAGUGCCUUUUGAAUCGAGUCGCUGUGAUUUGCAUUGCAUUAUUUCAAUUCCCAUUAACAUUACUGUAUGCAGCUGUUCUGUUGCCACAUCUGCAUUGGGACCAACUGAACUUGUCGUUUCUAUUUAUUUGAAUAAAAAGGUGAAUGUUUUGAAAGAAUGUUUGGCCAUGGUCAAGGUACUGUUUUAUGAUGUUUCAUUUUUAUAUGAUAAACCUGAAAGGUUUUAUGUGAAAGAAAUCCACAAAAUAAAUGUCUU
This is a messenger RNA of Lampris incognitus (smalleye Pacific opah), 5251 nucleotides long. RefSeq names its product inactive rhomboid protein 2-like. Gene Ontology annotation, molecular function: serine-type endopeptidase activity. The record is from RefSeq and is a predicted model, not a curated record. Gene Ontology annotation, cellular component: endoplasmic reticulum membrane. Gene Ontology annotation, biological process: regulation of epidermal growth factor receptor signaling pathway; regulation of protein secretion. NCBI's taxonomy places the organism in Eukaryota, Metazoa, Chordata, Actinopteri, Lampriformes, Lampridae. The coding region runs from base 418 to 2940 and encodes 840 amino acids. The transcript has 20 exons.